AUAUUGGACCCGUCCUCCCAAUCAUGUGAUUCAGGUGUUCCAAUCCCCUCCAUGUCAUGUGAUUCAGGUGCUCCAAUCCCCUCCAUAUCAUGUGAUUCAGGUGUUCCAAUCCCCUCCCAAUCAUGUGAUUCAGGUGUUCCAAUCCCCUCCAUGUCAUGUGAUUCAGGUGCUCCAAUCCCCUCCAUAUCAUGUGAUUCAGGUGUUCCAAUCCCCUCCCAAUCAUGUGAUUCAGGUGUUCCAAUCCCCUCCAUGUCAUGUGAUUCAGGUGCUCCAAUCCCCUCCAUAUCAUGUGAUUCAGAUGUUCCAAUCCCCUCCCAAUCAUGUGAUUCAGGUGUUCCCAUCCCCUCCAUAUCAUGUGAUUCAGGUGUUCCAAUCCCCUCCCAAUCAUGUGAUUCAGGUGUUCCAAUCCCCUCCAUGUCAUGUGAUUCAGGUGCUCCAAUCCCCUCCCAAUCAUGUGAUUCAGGUGCUCCAAUCCCCUCCCAAUCAUGUGAUUCAGGUGCUACAAUCCCCUCCCAAUCAUGUGAUUCAGGUGCUCCAAUC
Molecule: messenger RNA, 540 nt
Organism: Staurois parvus
Lineage: Eukaryota; Metazoa; Chordata; Amphibia; Anura; Ranidae
Source: the annotation of a GenBank genome assembly